AAUAUGCCAGUAGUAUACUAGUGAACUCGGUGUGAAGUGCGUCGCCCAGUGCCACACUAGUGCCACAGACAAAUUCAUAUAUAUUAUAUACCCAUCUCUCACACGCACAGACGUUGACUUUCAAUAUGGGUGACAGGAACUCUCGUAGGAUCGGUGAAUUAGUGCGAAUGGAAGGGAAUAGCGAAUGCGCCGAUUGUGGUCUCACAAAUCCUGAAUGGGCAUCAUGUAACAUUGGCGUUUUUAUUUGUACAACAUGUGCUUCUUUACAUCGAGGAUUGGGGACACACAUAUCCCAAGUCAGAUCUUUAAGAUUAGACAAAUGGGAAGAUAAACAAGUUGAAAUGAUGGAGAUGAUGGGUAAUGUACAAGCCAAACAGAAAUAUGAACAGCAUGUUCCAGCUUGUUACAGAAUACCUCAGUCAGGAGAUCCCCCGGUGUUAAUAGAACAGUGGAUAAGAGCAAAGUAUCAGCGACAAGAGUUUAUUGAUGUUGACAAGCAAACCUAUAUACGAAAUAGCUUGGAAGGAAUUUUAAUGAAAAAGGCAAAAGAUGAAAACAAAUAUUAUCCCCGUAGAUUUGUUAUAGCUGAUAACACACUGAAAUAUUUCAACAAAGAGAACUCCAAAGAACCAAAAGCUACCAUACUUCUGUCAGAGCUAAAUGUCUGCCUAGCACCUAACAAAAUGAAUAAAGAAAAUGGGAUGCAGUUGUCUUAUAUGACAGAUGGGUCAACGAGACAUAUAUAUGUGCAUCAUGAAAGUGGUGAAACCAUCAUUCACUGGUACACAACUAUUCGAAGUAUAAAAUUGAACUGGUUGAUGGUUGCUUAUCCAAGUGCCAGUGCUGAAGAGUUAGUGCCCUACUUAACAUCAGAUUUUGCCAUUGAGGGAUGGCUGUGCAAGACGGGACCAAAUGAAAAAGAUGCUUAUAGAAAGCGCUGGUGUAUUCUUGAUGAUAGAAAGCUUAUGUAUCAUGAGGGUCAACUGGAUGCCUUCCCAAGAGGAGAAAUAUUCUUAGGCUUUAAGGAUGACAAUUAUAGUGUAAAGGAAGGUGUUCCAAGAGGAUGCAAAGAACAUGACUUCUCAUUUUCACUUGUUACUCCUGAUCGCACAUAUGUGAUGUCAGCAGCCACCUGGGAUGAGCGAGCGAGAUGGAUGGCAGCCAUUAAUGCAGUGUUAGAAAGACCACUUAGACCACAAGAUAAUCAAUGUAAGAUGUCAUUAGCGUCUUCUAAAAGGCAUUCACGAAAUUCUCGAAUUUUUACACUGUCCUCGAUAAGAUUACCAUGACGCUAACCUUUCUUCCUUGCCCUUUCCCUAGCAUGUACUUUUUCAUAAUGUUUAUAGAAGAAACUGGUAUGUGAACUGAAAAUAUCAGUAUUUGUACAAAUGCAUAUUGAGAUACUACUUUUUAAGAUAGACUAAAAGAGUGAAUGUGCAACAGGAAAGGUAACUAAUCACACAAUAUAAGGAAAAAAAAAAAGCACAAAAGCAUGCACACAUAAAAAUAGAAGACAGUGUAAAUAUUAAUGAUAGUUCAUGCUUAACAUUUGCCAUUACCUGUGCCUGGUUGUACCCUUUGUGUAUUGUUGGAAGUACAGACUACUGCCUCACUGGAGCCAAUACUUUGCUACUUGAAAGGCAGAUGAGGUGUGGAACACUCUUGAAGUGGAGAUAUUCCUCACACAUCUUCACCCCAUCCCAAUUUCAGCCAUUAAUCACCUAUUGUUACCAUUUUCCCUUUCCUUUUUUUCAAACUUUUCAUAUUUCUUGAAUAACAGUUGUCUUGAAAAUGGCCAGAUAGUUACUUGUAGUCGGCAAAUUAUUUCCUGGUUUGUAUGAGUGUCAUUUUGGGGUUAUUUAUAAUUAAUAAUACUAUUGUUAUUAGAAAGUAGUUGAAUCAGAGCGCAAUCAUUUGUCUAGAAUCAUAGGACUGGCCCAGAGUAUUUGUUCAAAAGUGAGAGAUAAAAAUUGGAGCAUGAGAAGAGUAAAGUAGCUGAAUAUCUAGAUGGUAAGAAACCAGAGGAAAUGCAUGAAAGUUAAAGGUAUUAAGUAAUUCUGUUGAGGCUAGAAAUGUUGUAAAAAGCCCUUAUAAUUUCCUCGUAGAUGUAGUGGUACUAUUUAUCGUAUACCUUUCUGAGUGCAGUGAAUAUUAGCGUGGAGAGGAAAGCCUAAAAAUCAGUAGGCGGUGGGAGUGGGCUGCUAGUCUCAUUGAGGAACAUUCUCCUUCCUGCGGGAAGUACAGGAUUUUUGUUUUUAUCUUCUUAGGGUAAUAUAUAUGGGCAAUCAUAGAAGGUAGUGAUAAAGCUUUUCUGAUGCAUUUCUUUGUGCUUUGCUUCUCAUCUGUUCUAUUCAAGCUUUGUGUAACUUCUUCAACAUUACUCUACUAUUUUCAGUUCUCAUUUAAGAGCAAAUCCUUUGGACAAGCUAUGUAAGUCAUCACUUUAGGACUCAGUGGUCUUGUCAGUGGGAAUAAUUUAUAUUUCUUUGCAUGAUUCCAGUACAGUAUUUCCUCUUAAUAUAUAAGUUAAUCAAUAUGGGCCAGCCUAUGGGAGUCAAGAAAUGUGAAUAUGUGGUCUUAUUAGAUUUUUUUGUACUAAAUAUAUGAUGAUAAUAAUAAUAAUAAAGGUAAUAAUAAUAAUAAUAAUAAUAAUAAUAAUAAUAAUAAUAACAAUAAUAAUAUUGUACUGUUAGAGUAAUAAUCAUCAUUGUUGUCGUCAUUAAAUUUUCAUGUGGUCUGCAUUUUGAGAUUUAAAACAUUGGCCCUCUAGUAAGGUAGGAAUUUUUAUAUAAGAAGCAUGAAAAGUGUUUUGAAAUGUUCAUAUAUGUACGUAUAAGCAUGUGUAGCUACAAGAGUUGCAUGGUUUGAUUUUUGCAUAGGUAUAGUUUAGAUUUUGCAUGAGAAUUUUUUUAAUAUUGCCAGAUAGUGAUAUUGUUGAAUCAAAAAACUAUUUUACCUAGUUGAAAGAUAUAAUGAGAGAGAGCCAGUUUUUUCCACCAAAAUCCAGAAGUCAUUCUUUAGUAAUUUUGUGGUUUAACAUGUAACACUAACCCAUAGAAAGGUUUGUUGAAGAGACAUUUUUAUUUUGCACUUUUGUUUUAAAUCUUGACAAUCAUACUGUACAUAAUGGUGCUGAUCAUUUUAUAGAGAAGUUUCUGUGAAGAAAUAAUAUGUGUAGUAUUUAGUUUGGCCAAGGCUGGAUCAUAUAGUGAGGAAACUAGUAUGUAGUAGGCCAUACAGCAUUCAGUUUAAGGCUACCCUAAAUCUUCAGCCAGUUGUAGUUAUAAGACAAGGCAUUUGCAUAAUCUCCAUAAUUAACAUGUUUAUGCCAGCUUUUCCCAUUAUGGAGCAAGACAUGAAAUUAUUCCUUUCCAUUCUCUUCUGUCAUAUGCACAUUUUACCUGAAUUUCUGUCUGGUCUAGAUACUUGAUCUUUGUCCAUUUUUGUUGAUUUUCUGUGUUUUCUUAUAAAUGUCUAUCCAGCUAUGUCCUUACGUAUUUACUUUUAUAAUUGUAAGUCAGUCAUUUUCACCACAUGCCCAAAGCAUCUCAGUCUGUCAAUUUAUAUAUUUGGAGGUUAUAUUUUUAAUAAUAAAAGCAUUGAUGGGGCACAAUACAAUAUUCUUAUUCAUUGAAAUGGAUGACAAAAAUUACUUUUUUAGAGGCGGGUAUACGGCACAGAUGAUUAUCAAAAAUGGUAAUUUUCAUGCUUGACAAAUUUCACAACUUGCAAAUUGAAGCUCAGCAUCUUUUCUAGUUUUAAGAGUAAGCCCAAUGCCUUUUUUUUUUAUCAGGGAGUUGCUUAAUUUACUGAGGCUUGUAAUUAUUAAAGGAUUUUUAAAAUUACUUACUUCCCAAGCAAGAAUUUGCAUAUGUACUUUUAUUUGUAAAAAUUGACCAAGUGGUUUCAUUGAACUUGAUGGAAAUAAUUAUAAUUAAUAAUGCCUUUCAUUAGAUUUAUUGGAACAAUUUACAAUCCUUAUUGUAUAUAUAUUUUACAAGGUCAUGUCAAAUUUCCCUGAUCCAGAUCAAUUAAGUUUUCUGUAAAAAUUUUUUAUACUGGAAAUAUAUUGACUACCAUAAGUGAGAAAGCUUGAGGGGUAGACAAUUAGUUUGAGUGCUGUACUUAGAAUAUAUAUGUUAUAAUUUCUUACACUUGAAGAUUGUUCCAGGUAUUCUUCUCAUAUGAAAAGUUUUUUUUUAGUGAAGGGAGUUUAUUUUUUAAUUAAAAAAUCCAUGGUUUGGAAUAAUCCUAAUUUUUAUGUUGACCCUGUAAGGUUUGCUGGUAGUUUUGAGGUCUAGUUAUGUGGUAUACCCUUAAACUGAAUGGAUGAUGCUUUGAAGAUUGAACACAAUGUCCUUUAGUAAGGUGCAUCUCAGUUUGUACCUAGGUAAGGUGGAGGGUUUUCAUUAGUAAAAAAUUCUUGUUUGACUUAUGUGAUAGGUAGUAUUCAUAUUGAAAAAAAAGUCUUGCUAGCGAGUUUGUCAUCUGAAGUUUCAUAAUUCAUUAUAGUUUUCCUGUAGCCAUGUGACAGCAUCUAUAGUUUUUUAUAUUUUGGAAACUGCUAAAGAAUGCUGUGCUUGCAGACUUCUGUACUUUGAAAACAUUUCCCCAGUGACUUUUAUGAAAACGGGAAUUAGCACGAGAAAUUAGUAAGUACUAUAUCAAGUUUAAUGAGAUCACUGAGCCACAUUUCUAUCCUCUCAUAGGGCCAAACCGAAGGAUUUGUUUUUAAAGGAAUCAUGGAAAUUCAAGUAAAACUAAACUUGGACAGCUAAAUAGGAAGAAACCUUUGGGAAUGAAUGAAACGUAAAAGUAAAAAAGCAGUGCAACUGUACAGAAAGUGCUGGUACUAAAAACCAUUAGUAUUAUAGGGACAGCCUGGCAAACAUUGGAAGAUUAGCUCCUUUCUUAAUUUGAUGAUUUGCUUAGUACUGUACAAAGGCUUUACUUAGGCAUGAGCGUAGACAGAAUUUAUAAAUUAAUUUAUAUUGUUUUGUACAGGAUGUAAAAAAUUGUUUUUAGGUGUAUGCUUUUCUCAGUUCUGUCUAAAUGCAAUGAUAAAAACACUUAUGAAAGGUACUCAAGAGAUUUCUGUUUACAUAUCCACUAAUCCCAGAUGGUUAGGGUGAAAAUCAACACUUAAUAAACAGCUGACUGAAAAGCUUGGAACUAUACUUAAAAUAAUGGUAUGAGUUAUGGAACAUUUCUUUACCACUCAUGUAGUUCGAGAUAAUGUCUUCUAAAAAUUUAUUUAAAAUUAAUUUGAUUAUGAUUUCAGAGGAUUGCUUUGGGUUUGGCCUAAUCAUAGUACAAUACUUUGAUUGGAAGUUCAAUUCAAACAGCAGAUGUACUGCUGGAUUUACUUUUAUUACUUUUACACUUACUCUUAAACUUUUUCUGGGGUUUGAAAUUUCAGUCAUACCUUUGAAUGGCCACAGGAAGUCAAACGGACUAAGUUGGCUGUUUAACAAGACUCGCAAGUAAGAAAAUAAUUCAUCCUCUUCUCUUCCAUAUGGGCAGAACUUCUGAACAAUAUGUGGAUGUGUUUUACAUUAAGUUUUUAAUGGUUAGUGGAGGUUGCUGUGUAGAGAUACUUUAGCCUAAUGUAUUACUCGGUUUGCUUUAAAGAAAACCAAAUAUAAUUUUAUAAUUUUACGACAUAACAGUUGUUUCCUAGGUUUUGACAUGAAAAAUUACCAACAGGAAGAUAAAAACACUCCUAAUGUUACAGGGUGCUGACCAAAGUAUGUACAGUAGUAGUUACAUUUGAAACUAAUUGAAGGGGGUCCAGUAGUAAUUUGAAGUGUUUGAAGAUAAUUAUAACAUUUUUAACACUUCAUUCUUUUUAAAUUUUUAUUGUGGUAUUUUAUGCUAAUAUAAGGUAUCUUCAAAUAGUAGAUUGGCUUGGAAUAAUUAUUUUUCCUUUGCCAAACCAAGGCCUUUCAUAACAUUAAUUGGUCAUAGUAGAAGUCAGAACAUAGUUGUACUUUGUACAGUUUUAUUGACUUAUCAGCUAAAGACCACAAUACAGUACAGUGUACAGUAGUACCUAUAGUAAAUUCACAUCAGCCAUGCAUUUCAUGUCUAGGCCAAUCCCUUACGACGCUUCUGAUUGGCUGUUGAUAAGCCAAUCGCAGAGCUGGAAACUCUUCGUUUCUCACGAGAGUUCACAUAGGCAGGAUGUAUGUUCCACCUCUCCUGAAAGACGGAUCCCUUAGGAGAGGUGGAACAUAGAACCUACCCAUGUGAACUCUCGAUAGAGACCGAGUUUCCAGCCCUGUGAUUGGCUUAUCAACAGCCAAUCAGGAGUGUCAUAAGCGACUGGCCUAGACAUCAAAUGCACGGUUGAUGUAAAUCAAUUAUAGUAAUAUUUUUAUGAGGUUUUUCAAACCUUUUGAGUUGUAAGUACCCAACUGUGGUUUUAGACUCAAUUGUCAAUGUUUUCAGUAUUAACAUAAAAGAAUGCUAGGUAAUGCCUUCAUGUCAAAUUUGGUUUCAUGGCAAACCUACUUCAUAUGAUAGCCCACAUUUAUGGCAUAUGGAGUGUCAGAACACUAAGUCUCUCUUGGAGGAAGAUGAUGAUGAUAGUAGUCACCACUGCACAAAAUUGGAUUAAUCUUUAGUGUCACAGCAUUAUCCUUCCAGUAUUUAGGAAACCUGCUGUCUUCUAAUGUUUUGCUGGGAUUUUUAAAAAUCUUUCUUGUUCUGAAAAGUAAAAACUUUAAAAUCUUCGUUCUUGUUCUGAAAUGUGAAAACGUCUCGUUAAAUUUUGCAAGACAUAGUUGCAUCCCACAUUUGGUAGGUUUCCUUUUCAAUGUUUUAUAAUAAGUAAUAAAGGAUACACUGGUUUUUGCAUGUCCAGUUAUGGUGUCCAAUUUCCUGUUGAAUAGUCUUUAACUUUUAUUUGGAACAUAUUUGCCUCAUAAGGUUAAAUGUGAUUUUGUAUUAGGUUUGCAGAGUUGCAUUCUGUAUACAUUUGGUAAGUUUUUAUUGUACCAUUUUCCUAAUAACUACAGUCUUUUUCCCUUCAAAUAUAUUGGCCAUAUAUGGUGGUUAUUUAUUAUUUUUUGUUUUUCAUGUCCAUUUUGUAUUUUCCACAAUUUUUUUGUAUUUUACUGGUUGAUUUCACCUUUGUCAAUCCUGCUAGAGAGUUAAUGCAAAGUCUGUAUUUUAUAAAUCUCAGUAGUCAUUUACUUACUUAGUGGUUUUUAAACAUUUUAAUUAGUUUGCUAGGAGUGGGUAGGUUUUUACUUCUGGGAGGGUCAUAUAUGUUGGCUAGGAUGAGAUGUGGAACAAGAUCAUCUAAAAUUUAGGUUCUUUAUUAGGUAAAGUUACAAUAAAACAGACACACUGUGUGAGCAACCAAACUUGGAGAGGGGAAGUGUGCUCAGCUGCCACUUAUCAACAUUCUUGUGACCUAAGAAUACAGUUGCCAUUUUGCAAUAUGCAGUGUUAUAUACAUGGGAGGCGAGGAUACAAUAUACAAUGACAAAUACAUUACAUAUAGAUUUAUAUCUAUACCUCCCUCCCCAUUUCACUCUCGCAGGCCCAUCUUGAGUGGGUUCUUCAUCUGCAAAACCUGGGAGAUCUACGUGGGGCUGUAGGAGGCCUGUUGGAGACCCCUGUCCAUGUGAAGGUCCCCAGGGAUGCACAGUAGAGUCAAUGCCAGGGGUUGGUAUUGGGUACAGGAAGUGCCAGUUCCUCAAGUAUAGUAUUUGUCUGCUGUGGGAGACAUACUUCAUAGUCCCUUGACCUGCCAUGGCUCAUGACGAUCCCAACCUUGUCCCAACUGUGAUAAGUCUGGUCUUGUAUCCUGACUGACUGCCCAACUUCUAGCCUGGGUAGGGGACAUGCAUGUUGAUUGUACAACAUCUGUACAAGUUCAGCUCUGGUGGCAGCAGAGAUUGCAGCCCUUGGCUUUCUCAAGCCAUUCCUGUAAGAAUGACUUAAGAUGAGCAGGUACACAAGAGUGAAGUGGGUGGCCAUACAUAUAGGAUUUCUGCAGGGGAGCAGCCCAUAAAGUUUAGUGUUUUGUAAAUUCAAGAGGCCGUGGUCAAAGUCUUCAGUCAAUGUUGUCAGAGGGUGCUGUCUUCAGUAUAAGAUGCUUCACAGUCUUCACAAUGGCCUUGGCAUCGCCACUGGACUGCAGGCAGUACGGGGAAGUAACAAGAUAAUGUAAUCCUCAUUGCUUCAUGAAAUCCCUGAAUUUACAGCUGGCAAAUUGAGGUCCACCAUCAGUCCUAAGGUGAAGCAGGACACUGACCUCCCUAAAAUAUUUGCAGAAGAUCUUUAUCUUUGUAUAGGUGGUAGUGUCACUGUAGCAUGGGGCAACACCAGGCCACUCAGAAAGCCUGUUUGUCAUGGCUAGGAGUGAAUUUCCUGCAAUGCUGAGGAAGUCCGCCAACACAGACUUUAAAGGCCUACUGGGGUGGUUGUCAUUUCCAAGAGGUUCCUGCUGGAGGCUGGGUUGUAAAACCUGGCAAGGCUCACAAGCUUGGACAGUACUUGUGACAUCAGAGUCAAUUCCUGGCUAGUAAACAGUGUUGUGCCUAUCACCUUGUGGCUUCUAUUCCUCUAUGAUUGUUUGUUUGUUUGUAUGGUGUUUUUACGUUGCAUGGAACCAGUGGUUAUUCAGCAACGGGGCCAACGGCUUUACGUGACUUCCGAACCACGUCGAGAGUGAACUUCUAUCACCAGAAAUACACAUCUCUCACUCCUCAAUGGAAUGGCCAAGAAUCGAACCCGUGACUACGGAGGUGAGAAGCAAACACCAAACCAACCACACCACUGAGGCGCUAUUCCUCUGUGAUUGUCAUGGAGUUGUGAUAGACUGCAGCAGGAACUGUAACCCUUGCUCCAUAAGGUACAAGUUCAGCAUCGGUUGAGAUGCUGUCCAGUAGUUUCCAAAAUGGGAGCAACGAAUUAAGUUGUAAGGCUUGGUAGGAAAUCUUGAGGGUACACAGUCUCGAAGACAGAUCUACAACGUGUCCUCCCUCACUGAAGCACGAAGAUCUUGAAUAAUCCUGUAGACGGUUGGGGUGAGGCAUCAUCCUCUUGGGCUGCUGCAUGGGUAGUGGUGAUAGUUCUGAUGUAUGGCCCAGUCUCAACACAGUCAGUUUCGUCCUGUGGUGUGAGCUGGCUGACAGGGGCAUAAGACAGGACGUUGGGUAUGCCAAGCUGUUUGCUAGCACACCACACAGCUGUGAACAGGUAAGGUGAGAUUUUCUCCUUGAGACAUUGCAAAUGGUGAUUCUCAACUGACUCCAGAAUUCAUUGGUUAGAAAUUGGCACCAGUGGGCAAUGGUCUGUCGUCAAUGUAAAAUGUUGGAGGCCUAUCAGGUACAGUUUGCAUUUGGAGAUAACCCAGGUUAUGGCUAACUUCAACUCAAUUGUGGCAUAGUGUGUCUCGGCAUCUGAGAAGAAACAAAAGCUACACUGUACUAGCAGUCUUCCAUUGCUGUGGUCCUGUAGAAAGGCAUAUCCUAUUCAUUAAGUUGAGAAGCAUCCGUCUGUAGGAUAACUGGGAGGGCUGGAUCAAAGGAGGCAAGGACUGGAGGCCUAGCCAGGGCUGUUGUCACUCGGCAAAAUGCUCCAUCCUUAUCCUCGGUCCAUACAAAUGCAUAGUUGAGGCUCAUAAGGGGUCUGAGAGGCUGAGCUGCGUUAGAUACCUCAGGCGUAAAGUCGGCUAAUUGGUUCGCUGACCUCUUGAAUGAGCAAAGAUCCGUUAAGUUUGCUGCUACUUUGUCGGAGUCCAAUGAAAUGCCAUCUUGGGAGAUCCAAAAUCUUCAAAAGAUAAUCCUGGCGGUAGUGACCACAAACUUGCCUAAGUGAGAUGCCAAACUUGUGUCACCUUGUCAACAUCUCAUGGUUUCAUAGUAUAUAGCUGGGGAAAUCCUUGUUGAACAGCAGGAUAUUGUCGCCUACUUUGACACAAUUCUCGAGAACUUGCAGAGCCUAUAACAGACAUCGGCACCUGUGUCUGGCAACUUCUGAAUCCUGGAUAAGAUGUCGCUAAACAAGAGGGAAAUGGAGAUUAGCUGCUGUGUUUUGAUAGAAGAGGGGAUCUUCGCAUUUGACAGCAGCUGGGGGUCUUGCCCGAAGAGGGUGGUGUAGGCUUGGCAAUUGUUUUAGAACCCUUUUUGGCAUCCCUUGUCGUCUUCCGGCAGCACUUGUCGUAUUGUCCCUGUCGGCUACAGUAGUGGCACUGCAUCUGUCUGGCAGGGCACCUCUGGGCCUUGGCCCAAUGCCCUUUGUGGGCACAGUUGCUGCAGGUGCUGUCUGCUGCUGGACACUUCUCUGCGGCUGCAUGACUGGCACAAAACAUAUUGUGAUGGUGUGGUAGAGAUGGCAUCUUUCCAUGUUAUUUCUGCUUCCUGUAGUUUGAGAGGGCUUAGCAUGAAUUACAGAAGUGACCUUCCUGGUGUUCUCAUAGGUGCAACACAUGUUGAUUAUGUCCUGUGGAGAGGCGUUGGUGUCAAUGGCUGGGUGUUUCUCAGUCAGUUCAGUUCUUCAUCCUUGACUCCCAUGUGGAUGAUCAUCAUCAUCUGGGUUUGCUCACAAACUGAAGAUCCAGUGGGAUAGACAUCUAUUUCCUCUGCAGUGUUCUUGAGUCUUAUGUAAAAGUCUGGAAAAAAAGACUCCCUCUCUAAUUCUCUAAUUGUUUGCAGGUAAGCAGCUCCAUAUAAUGUAGAUUCUUGUUGCAAAGGCUCAUAAUGUGUUCUUGAAGGACAUCCAAGACUUCCUCGACAAUUAUUCCGGUGUUUAGGGGUAUGGGUAACUUUGGCAGAUUCACCAUUGACACUGCCAUUCCUGAAAAAAUAAGAAAGUUGCAUCUGGACAAAAUUUUUGUCUCCUUUCCUCCUGUACCCCUCUUCUUGUCUCCUCCUUUCCUCCUCAUGUCUGAUCCUGGCAUGAUCCGUAAUUUCUCCAGGUAUUGUAUGAGGAAAAGGAAAUCUACUGAUUGGGGUAUCAUUGUCCAAGGAUGGAGAGCAGGUGGGGACUGUGGAUGAUAGACAUGUUCUUGAGAAUGUGGGAGAGUGGGGUGUUGUCACGUUCAUACUGAGAACAUGUAGAAUCAUUUUGAAAAAUGUUUGUUAAGCCCCACACAGGCUUAAAACAGAAUUCAACAGAAAUGUACAGUACAUAUCAGUAUUUUAAGUGCAGUGCAUGAAAUAUUGGCAAUAGUUGGCUUGUUAGCACCAACUUACUCUGCACUUAUGAUAUGCUGUACUAUAUACCAGCAAAUAAAGAAUGUACAGCGAGAGAACUGGGUCACUGCUGGUGUAAGGUCCCCUGUUGGUAUUCUUCCCAUUCACUUUGUCUCCUUUAUCACUGCUUGCUUCCUGUAACUUCUUCCUGUAAUUCGUUACUGCACCAUCUUGGUUGGGAUGAGACGUGAAACAAGCUCAUCUAAAUGUAGGUUCUUUAUUAGGUAGGUAAGGUUACAAUAUAACAAGGACAAUGCGUGUGAGCAAGCGAACUCGGAGAGGGGCAGCCGCUUACUGCUUGGCAUUGGAUUUGAGUGUGUUCAGUUGCCACUUAUCAACAUGUGAGGCAAGAAUACAGUUGUCACUUUAUAUCAAUACACUUUGUUAUAUAACACAGUAUAUUGCAACAUGUGAGGCAAGAAUACAGUCGUCACUUUAUAUCACUACACUUUGUUAUAUAACACAGUAUAUUGAUAUAAAGUGACAUAGGAGGCAAUAAUACAUUAUAUAUGUUACAUACAGAUAGUAUCUUCAAGAUAGUAUACCCACUUUUGUAAUGUUACAUGAUCCUCAUUAAUUUAGCUGUAGAGGUCAGGUUUGUUCUCAUUUUCACCUACUCCUUGUAGUAGCCUUGUUCUAAGGUUUAGAGUGGAAACUGGAAGAACAGAAAUUGGAUUAAGCAACAUAUUUCAUAAUAGUUUUUCCACAUAGGGUUCUUUUCCGAAUAGUAUUUCACACAGGGAUCUUUUCCCAAAAUGAUAUUUCUCCCCUCAUGGCAGCAUGCAAACCCCACUCAGCCUGUCUGGCAUUUUAGCAGCUCAAACCUAGUUUCCUAAAUUGAAAUUUAACUCGUUACAAAUUAUGUUGUGAAGUAGGUUUAAUUUUUUAAGAUUUUUCAUACAAACUCGUUACUUAAUUUGAAAUAUCCUUCCUCCCAUCCCCACUUAUUACAGCUAAAGGUGCUUACAACACAGAUACUGACUCUGAUUACUGUGAAAACCUGAAGAUCUAGCUAUGUUUGUGCAGUAAUGAUUACUAUAUUCUUUCUCCUUCUCUGAGGGAUUAAUAGUAUCCAAACAAUAUCACUGAUGACAAUUGUGAACUAUUGCAUGUAUGAAAUAAGUGUGCAUGAAAUUUAAUUACAUUUUUCCUUUUGUAACUAACCAUGCAUGCAUGCUGAAGUUUUGCAAAUAGGGUAGCCUAGUUUCUAUUUUCAUGGAAUAUGGUUUUCCUAUGCAUGUACGUAGUUCUGUAUGCAUACAACGGAACUGAAUUUUAAAAAAAAUUUGUUAAUAGUUUAUACUGGUUUUAUGGGAAUUUAAAUUUUUUUCCAUAUAAUAUACUUGAAUGUACUUAAAACUUAAUUAUGGAUUUUUGUCAGAUGGUAUUCAACUAAAAUUUUAUUUUUCUGUACAUAAAAUAUUUAUGUAAAUAGUACAGCAUGUCGGUGACAUUCACUAUAUUUUUCAUGUUGAAUGACUAUUUUUGUAAUAUGAAAUGCAUGUAAGAUUGAAAAUGUCUGGGUAACUUGGUACCCCACUAUUAAGCAGAGCUUUUUGUAGAGGCCUAAUCAUGCUUAUUAAUGUAGCUCUUUGUAAAAUUCAAAGUAUUUUUGUAAUAUGCAAUGCAUGUAAGAUUUAAGCUGUCUGGGUAACUUGGUACCCCACUAUUAUAAAGUAGAGCUUUUUGUUGUUGUCUAUUCAUGCUUGUUUUACUAUUGCAAUUCUUUGUAAAUUCUAAAGUUUCAGGUGCUGUGAAAUAAAAAAUUGCCCCUGUGUCUAACAUUCUCUCUUUUCUGAAUUUUUUUUAGGGAAAUAAAUUUCAUGUUUGUUAUUUUUUGUA
Molecule: messenger RNA, 13052 nt
Organism: Macrobrachium nipponense
Lineage: Eukaryota; Metazoa; Arthropoda; Malacostraca; Decapoda; Palaemonidae
Product: arf-GAP with dual PH domain-containing protein 1-like
Exons: 7
Coding region: 126-1289 (387 amino acids)
Biological process (GO): positive regulation of GTPase activity
Cellular component (GO): cytoplasm; intracellular membrane-bounded organelle; plasma membrane
Molecular function (GO): GTPase activator activity; phosphatidylinositol bisphosphate binding; phosphatidylinositol-3,4,5-trisphosphate binding
Source: RefSeq, a predicted model, not a curated record